Molecule: messenger RNA, 172 nt
Organism: Symbiodinium pilosum
Lineage: Eukaryota; Dinophyceae; Suessiales; Symbiodiniaceae
Source: the annotation of a GenBank genome assembly
GAAGCCGAUAGAGUUUCGACGCCGCAGUCUGCGAGGUCCGAGGGAGUCAGUCUCGCCGAUGUCCCCAAUCCGGAGGAGCCCCUGAAGGUCGUUCUCGCAGCUUCCUGGGCCGACGACUUGCUGGAGGAGGCGCCUGAGUCCAUCAGCUCCCUGAAGGAUCGCCCCAACCCAG